GUCGUUGGAAUGUCUAAUUGAAAUUGCUCAUGAUGUUUUCUGUCAUUUUUUUUGAAAGUGUCUAAUGUUUCUAAGAAAAAAAAUCCUGAAAUAUUUCAGUUAUGGAACCACAAACUAAACUUCAAUACUCAGUUACUUUUGACGAACGUGAUUACGCAUUUAGCACAGAUUCGACGGAAGCUAUAGCUAGCGACGACGAAAAAUCUCCAACAUUUCAAAAAACCAAUUUAAGUUCAAGUGUUAUGGGGGGCGAAGGAGGAGAUGCAAAUAGUGAUUCCUCAAUUAGUACUAGUAUAUUAGAUGAUGCCGACGAGAUUAAAGCUCUCAAACGUAAAAUUAACGAAUUAGAAUCGCGAAACAAGUUACUAGAAUAUGAAAUUGAAAAAGUUAAUUUGUGCUUAAUACACGAAAGAAAUAAAAAUUCAAAACUAGAUAAGAAAUUACAAUUUGUCAAAGAUAAUCAAGACGUAUUUAUAAAAUUAAAAGAGGCUUAUAUUAAUAUGAAGUACAACGAAGCAGCUGGACGAAAAAUGAUAGAAAUUAGGGAAAAAGGUCAACAAACUUGGGAUGGUAUUUUAUGUAGAGCAUGUAUUGAUUCUGAACAGACGAGGAGGCAACUAGCAGCUUUGCAAGAAACAUAUAAAGGAGCGUACAUUGUUAGACCAUUUCAGCUGGAACAACUUUUAAACACCGUUAAAUGUCUGAAGGACACAAUCGAUAAAAGAGAACAGACAUGGUCGUUUAAUGCUGAAAGGGAUGAUAGACUUCGGAUACAAAUAGAAACCCUCGAAAGUGAGAAUUCUACGUUACGAGAGAUCUUGAAAACAAGACAAAUUAACCCGUCCGAGGACACGUUUGCUUAUGAUACAUCUAAUUCAGAACUAUCGAUGUUGAAAAAAAUUAUUGUUAAAUACGAGAAGAAAAUUAGAGAGUUUGAGAACAAUAAUACCGGUGCGUUAAAAAUAUCAAAUUCAUUUAACGAUAAGGAAAAAAGGCAAAUAACCCACCUAAUGUCAAAAUAUUUAACAAGAAAACGUGGAAAAAGUUUAGAGAGUAAAAGUUAUAAAGAAAAUGAAAAUAAAUCUCAAAUUAAUAAAUAAUAUUGAUUCGUUGGUUAUGCUGUAAAUGUAACAUAAUAAAUGUUUUUUUUUUGUUAACAAGUAA
Messenger RNA from Psylliodes chrysocephalus, 1164 nucleotides. NCBI's taxonomy places the organism in Eukaryota, Metazoa, Arthropoda, Insecta, Coleoptera, Chrysomelidae. The record is from the annotation of a GenBank genome assembly.